GACCAUAAUAGUUGCCUGUCAUUGAAAUCGGGUUCAUAAAGAUUUGUGUCAUCCAACGGAAAUUCCCCUAUUGAAGCUCAGAUGCCAAUGCCCACCGCGCUGUUAUACAUGGACUAUAGAUCUCAAGCAUACCUAGAACACUUUUCUUGCGAUCAUUAUACUAAAUACAAAUGCGUGAAAAGGUUUUCAUAUGAGGAAUUUUCGAUCUGUUCAGCUUGAUGUUCGUGUAAUAUCUCAGCAGUAGCUGUUAAAAGAAGUUGAUCGGGAUAACAGCAUUGGUGGCUGUCGUGUCUGUCCGUCUGAGCUCAUAUCUCCUAAACCUUUCACCAAAAAUUGAUGUAAUUGAUCACAAAUAUUCCUUAAGACAGGAUUUUUGGACGAAGAUCUCUCAAGUUUCAGGUUUGGCAGACACCUGGUAAAGAAGAAACGAAUUUCAAAGGGUAAUACACGACGAUAUAACACCACAACAGAGUUUGCAGUUCUACAUAUGCAAUCGUAAUAAGGAACCAUGUUAGAAGCGAUGAAAUUGUGGAUAUGUACAUUAAUUUUGCUGGUGGUGCGUGUAGAUGGCAGAAAAGGCUACGAUCUUGGAGUAAAAAUGCCAAAUCAUACACUGAGCCAUUUUGAACUAGGAUGGGGAGCACGCCAGCCCUUCAUUCUACUGAUGUACCAGCAGUCGACAUUUAAUGUGGAAUAUACCUUGUUCUGUAAUCACAGCGACGACCAAUACCGUAUAGAGGUUGUCAGUAAACGACAAGUAGUAUUCACCGUCAGGGAAACUAAGAAAACGAACAUUUCCUGUAAAUCUGCCACAGAUCUUCUGGUAAACGUUACUGAGGGACCGGAUGUUACGGCUUCAGAUUCGGUCGCGGCAAAGUACCACGUGAUGCACCGAAAAGGCGUUCGAGGCAAUUUCACCUUUAACCUAUAUGGAGAACUCAUAGGACGAGCAAUGUUGAACAUCCAACUUGUCAAGGAAACACAUCUACAGGGGGACGAAAAUAUUGAGGGCAAUAACAUAUUCAAUGUGGUAGUAUUCAGGAAACAGGGGGUGCUCGAUAAACUUUUCCGGAUUUUUAUAUACAUUUUUCUUGUCUUUGUAACCCUGGCAUUUGGGUGUAAGCUUGACCUUGCCGUUGUGAAGGAGAAUCUGCGGCGUCCUGUUGCUCCAGCGAUCGGAAUUGCAUGUCAAUAUGUCCUGAUGCCAAUGAUUGCGUUUGCCAUAGCAAAGCUGGUAAUUCCUGAGGACCAUGCUGUGGGGCUGGGAAUAUUCAUAUCGGGUAUAUGUCCAGGAGGUGGAGUAAGCAACAUAUACUCUCAUUUAUUGGAUGGAGACCUGUCACUAUCAAUCACCAUGACGACCAUCAGUACUAUUGCAGCCAUAGGUAUGAUGCCUCUGUGGAUCUACACGUUGGGCAGAGUCUUCACGGACGGCCUCGAUGGCCAAACAAAAGUCAGCAUUCCCUUUUUUAACAUCUUCACGACCUUGCUGAUUUUAAUACUGCCAUUGCUGGCUGGGAUUUUUAUUAAGUACAAGCUUCCUCGCGUCACGAAGAUCUUGAUGAAGGUCAUCACUCCGAUAACCGUUUUCACUAUCGCCAUCCUUAUUUCGGUGGGCAUUUACACAAACUUGUUCAUCUUUGAAUUUUUCGAGCCAAAAGUUAUACUGGUUGGUUCCAUGCUUCCGUACUGCGGAUAUGUCCUCUCAGGGGUCAUUUGCUUGAUCUUGCGACAGUCGUGGACCAAAGUUAAAACAAUCGUUAUAGAGACUGGGAUUCAGAACCAGGGGAUCGCCAUUCUGCUUAUGUUCACAGCUUUCCCGCCACCUGAUGGUGAAAUAGCGGCCGUGGCACCAAUAGCGUCAGGUGUGAUGACGCCACUUCCGUUAUUUGUGAUGACAAUCAUUUAUCUUAUUUACAAACGAUACAACAAAGAUAAGUACGCAAACAUACCCAAAGACGACGUGACGAAACGAGGUGACAUUUCAAUGGGUGUUCAAAAUGGCAAUAAAACAACCCUCAAUGGAAAUGUGGAAGAGAAAAAGGCUCUCCAAGACGAAGAAAUUUAAGUUUUGUCAUUAAAAUGACUUGUGAUGUAAAACACCGAUUAUAACACGAAUGAUCACUUACUACAUGUAUAGAUAUAUUGCAUUAUAAUAAUUGUAAUAAUUAUGAUAUUCAGUAAGCAUAUGUAAAGCGAUCGAAGUAACAUACCAGUGGCGAAUGUAGAGGGAUGUUACUGAGGUUGGGAUCCCCUUUGCCAUUGUAGCCUUUUCACUCCCCUUUUUUGAAGGUCAAAAAAUCUACAAACUUGGGUCGCAACCUCCCCCACCCCACUCCUAACUCAAUCCCGACUACCCUGGAAAAGACUACUCUUUUUGUAAAGUUAAUUUUCUUCUUAUUCUGCAAGAGUCAUAAUGGGGGGAUUGCUUUUUAACAUAUUUUUAACAGGGACUUACAAAUUCAUUUCGUACACUUAAGGAAGAUAAAGUGAUACAUGAAUUUAUUUGAAAAUCUUUUGAUUGUUCUAAAUUUUGAAUUAUGCUAUUGUUUACAAACUUAUUUUCCUUUACCUCAAUGAUUCUUUAAUCUAUCGCUUUAUUUCUUUUUAUCCGCAUCAUUUCGGUAAGGAAAAGAAUAAUCCUUAAUGGAAUUAAAACGGGGCGGGGAUACAUGGAGAAAUACUAUGACAGUCAUCCAUAUAGACUAAUGAUGUUUUGCUAGCGAUACGGUUUGUGUCAUGCAGAUAUAUAUGGAGAGAGAAGGAGUACUUUGCACUCAUAAUUACUUGUAUAUAAUAUGCAUGUAAAUUAUCUGUUUUCAUAACCGAGACCGUGUGUUUGCUUAUCAGGUUACAUGAUUUUAUAAAGUCGUGUGUUUUUACCAGGUGAAUAUAUUAUAUUGCAAAAUGAUAACAUAUCAUUUUAAACGUUUUGAAAAUAUUAUGAUCAUCAAAGUUACGCUUUGGAUGUUCGUAUUAAGUUUGCUAAAAGGUUUUAAAUACACGGAAACGGAGGGAUCGCAUUUUAUCGUUACCAGUCAAUUUUUUUCCCUCUUGGGAUAAUUAUAUAUAUUGUCAAAAUGCCAUCGUUUUGUACAACAAACUUUUGAAAUUAAAUAUUGUUUUAUUCUUA
Molecule: messenger RNA, 3133 nt
Organism: Ostrea edulis (European flat oyster)
Lineage: Eukaryota; Metazoa; Mollusca; Bivalvia; Ostreida; Ostreidae
Product: ileal sodium/bile acid cotransporter-like
Exons: 5
Coding region: 509-2068 (519 amino acids)
Cellular component (GO): membrane
Source: RefSeq, a predicted model, not a curated record